AAUAAUAAAUAUGUAGGUUACAUAGCCAUGGAGCCAGAAAAACAAUUAAUUAUCGUAGCAUAUAGAGGAACGGAACCAACAAGUAUUAGAAAUUACAUUUCUGACUUCAUCAUUUAUCACGAUACUUGGGAACCUGCACCUGGUACCUUGGUACACCAUGGAUUUCUUAAUGCUUGGAACCAAAUUCAACCCCAAGUUACCGAUGAUCUUUUAAAAUUAAUCCAAGAAAAGCCCGAUUUCAGGAUCGGAUUUAUGGGUCACAGUUUAGGUGGUGCACUUGCUACAUUUUCGGCAUUAGAUCUUAUACAUAAAGCGCCAGAAUUAGCUAAAAAUGAAAAAUUGUUUCUUGCUACAUUUGGUCAACCAAGAAUUGGUGAUGAAAAAUUUGCUAAAUUUGUUGAUGAUAACCUAAAAGUAAUAAGAACUGUAAUUCAUGGUGAUCCAGUUCCUCAAUUGCCUCCACCAUGGCCAAUUCCACUUAUUGGGUCCUAUAAACAUUUUGGUGAAGAAUUAUAUAUAAGUAAUCCUGAUCAAGAUCCAAAUGCCUUUCAGGAAUGUGUGGCUGAAGAUCCAAAUUGUUCUGCAUCGUUAUCUUUUAGUGAUAUAGACCUAAAGUAUCAUUCGGGUCCCUAUUAUGGUGUU
Messenger RNA from Rhizophagus irregularis DAOM 181602=DAOM 197198, 642 nucleotides. RefSeq lists its product as uncharacterized. Lineage: Eukaryota; Fungi; Glomeromycota; Glomeromycetes; Glomerales; Glomeraceae. The record is from RefSeq and is a predicted model, not a curated record. Gene Ontology annotation, biological process: lipid metabolic process.